AUGUUUUAUUCUAAAUAUAUUCGUUUUCUUAAGGUACAAACCGGUGGAGGCGGCACUGGCGAAUUUUGGGCUCAUUCACACUGGAACCUGCCUACACCUCCAGAUAUUGUAACAUUCUCAAAGAAACUCAUUACUGGUGGAUAUUUCUAUGGAGAACAUAUGCGCGUAAAAGAGGCUUAUCGAAUUUACAACACGUGGAUGGGAGAUCCAUCGAAACUAUUUCUGCUUCAAAAAGUCAUCGAGGUCAUUAAAAGGGAUAAUCUUGUAGAAAAAACGAAGGAAGUUGGAAAAUAUUUCCAGCAAGAGUUGAAUCGACUUCAGAGGGAUAAUCUUGUAGAGAAAACCAAGGAAGUUGGGAAAUACUUUCAACAAGAGUUGAAUCGGCUUCAGGUGAGAAAAUAUAGCACAAAUCACUGGCACGAUGCCAAAGAAAAACCAUUUCAGUCAGCACAUUCUUCAAUAUUCGCUCAAGCACGUGGUAUGGGAACAUUUGCUGCCAUAGAUCUUCCCGAUGCUGGAAUUAGAGAUUUAUUUGUGACAAAGGCAAUCGAUUCCGGAUUGCACUGUGGAGGAUGCGGUGAAAAAUCAGUACGUUUCCGGCCGGCACUCAUUUAUGGAAAGAAGCACGCCGAAAUCACUUUUGACAUUCUGGAAAAAGCUGUCAAACAGAUCUAA
Cylicostephanus goldi is the source of this 675-nucleotide messenger RNA. Lineage: Eukaryota; Metazoa; Nematoda; Chromadorea; Rhabditida; Strongylidae. The record is from the annotation of a GenBank genome assembly.